AUGUCGACCCCAGAAGCUGUCGAUCAAAACAUUCAGUUAUGGAAGAUGAAGAAGCUCAUCCGCAGCCUGGAUGCAGCGAGAGGGGCCGGCACAUCUAUGAUCAGCUUGAUCAUUCCACCAAAAGAUCAAAUCGCGCGUGUUAAUAAUACUCUUACUCAAGAGUACGGUACAGCUUCGAAUAUCAAGUCUCGAGUGAACAGGUUAUCCGUGCUCGCAGCGAUUACAUCAACUCAACAGCGUCUCAAACUUUACAAUCGUGUUCCUCCUAAUGGUUUGGUCCUUUUCGUGGGAACAAUCCUGACGGACGAAGGAAAGGAACGAAAAGUUGCCUUUGAUUUUGAACCACAUAAGCCUAUCAAUACAUCAUUAUAUCUGUGUGACAACAAAUUCCACACUGAGGCCCUUUCGGAGCUGCUAGAGUCAGAUUCCAAAUUUGGGUUUAUUGUGAUGGACGGGAAUGGUUCGCUCUUUGGCACACUCUCAGGAAACACUCGCGAAAUCAUCCACAAGUUCACCGUCGAUCUUCCCAAAAAGCACGGCCGUGGUGGUCAGUCUGCAUUGCGUUUCUCCCGUCUUCGCGAUGAGAAGCGUCACAACUACGUUCGCAAGGUCGCUGAAUUGGCUGUCCAACACUUUAUUACAAACGAUAAAGUCAACGUUGCCGGACUUGUAUUGGCUGGUAGCGCCGAUUUUAAGACCGAGCUCAAUCAGUCAGAUAUGUUCGACCCCCGUCUUGCAGCCAAGGUUAUUAAGGUUGUCGAUGUCAGUUAUGGUGGCGAGAACGGAUUCAACCAGGCUAUUGAGCUCGCGGCCGAAUCUCUUUCCAACGUCAAAUUUGUCCAAGAGAAGAAGCUCAUUCAAAAGUACUUUGACGAGAUUUCCCAAGAUACUGGAAAAUAUUGCUUUGGUAUCGAUGAUACUCUCAAGGGUCUCGAAAUGGGUGCUGUGGAAACACUGAUUGUAUGGGAGAAUUUGGACGUCACACGCUAUGUUCUGCGCAACGCAGCUGGAGAGGAAAUCAUCGUACAUGCCAACAAAGAGCAAGAGAAGAACCGCGAAAAAUUCCUCGACAAGAGCACUGGGCUGGAGAUGGAGCAAGCCGAAGAGCCGACGAGCUUGCUCGAAUGGUUCGCAGAAAAAUACAAGGAAUUUGGUGCAACUCUCGAGUUUGUGAGCAAUCGCAGCCAGGAGGGUGCCCAAUUCGUAAAAGGAUUUGGUGGUAUUGGCGGUAUUUUGCGUUACAAGGUUGACUUUACCAACCUCGCCUCCUUUGACGAGGACUCGGACGAGUUUUACGACUCUGAUGAAGAUGUGCUCUGA
Rhizoctonia solani is the source of this 1320-nucleotide messenger RNA. RefSeq names its product eukaryotic peptide chain release factor subunit 1. The record is from RefSeq and is a predicted model, not a curated record. Bases 1 to 1320 code for a protein of 439 amino acids. Gene Ontology annotation, cellular component: translation release factor complex; cytosol. Gene Ontology annotation, molecular function: sequence-specific mRNA binding; translation release factor activity, codon specific. NCBI's taxonomy places the organism in Eukaryota, Fungi, Basidiomycota, Agaricomycetes, Cantharellales, Ceratobasidiaceae. Gene Ontology annotation, biological process: cytoplasmic translational termination. The transcript is spliced from 7 exons.